This is a messenger RNA of Glarea lozoyensis ATCC 20868, 1332 nucleotides long. RefSeq lists its product as uncharacterized. NCBI's taxonomy places the organism in Eukaryota, Fungi, Ascomycota, Leotiomycetes, Helotiales, Helotiaceae. The record is from RefSeq and is a predicted model, not a curated record. The transcript is spliced from 2 exons. The coding region runs from base 1 to 1332 and encodes 443 amino acids.
AUGGCCAAGUGGACGUACCUCCUCUCAGUAGGAUUACUGACAGCCACAAAAUGUCAGCUCGCCAACGCCAAUGACGACAACAUCGUUGUUGUGUCUACGAGAUCCCACAUACCUGUCUUCGAACCCGCCCUUCCCACCGACGACGGUCUCAUCAGAGAUCUCUGCGAUUUCACAGCAAAACUCGUCGCUGAUCAUUUGACAAUCAAGCCCCUUCAACCGCGAACGCAAUGGCGUCCAAGAGGACACUGCUGGUACUGCGAGGCAAUGGGUCUGACUAACGAGGAGGCUGUUAAUUCGGCGCUUUUGACGGGUGGGACUAAUACGGCGGUCCACGAGCAAGGGGAGAGUGGUCAUCGCGAGUGGAUGGCCGCGGCCGGCUCUGAUUCCGAUGUUAAAACAGAGGAUGCAGAAGUUGUCGUCGUCUCUGAUGACGCCGCCGCGACGGAGGAUACAGAAACUGCCCUCAACCCCAAUCUCGAUACGCUAGCAGAGGGUGCAGAGGACGAGUCAGGUGAAGGUGGCCACCAAGAGUGGAUCAGCGCUCUCGACUCCGAUUUUGAGACUACGACAGAAGUUGCAGCAGAGCCAGAGGCGCUUGCUCAACAAGAAGACUCUCAUCCUCAGAUCAAGUCUCGAGAGGAAACUUCAAAUGCUGUAUUUCGACAAAAGUGCAAAGGUUGGUGCUGCAAAAAUCCCGCGGCCAAAACCUGUGGCGGCUUUAAAAGCCGAGAGGUUGUCAUUCCAAAGAUCGACCUUCAUAAGCGGCAGAAGCGAUGUCCAUUGAAUCCUCCAUUCUGUCAAGCUAUCCAAGACAUGGGCAUGACACCAGACACUGAUGUCGAUCUCGCCACAUGGGAAAGUCUUGGUGCUUUCGCCAUGGCAGCUCAGGAGCACAGCACCCUUUCAACGAAACGACAACAGUGUCCUUUGGUCAGUCCACUUUGUCAAGCCAUCGAGGCUUCAGGAAUGAGGCCAGAAACAGAUCUUGACCUCGCAUCAUGGGAAACUCUUGGUGUAUUUGCCCUUGAUACUGAGGCAAAGAAUACAGCUCGCGCUCUACCGAAUGCUGCUGAUGAGGAUGCUAGUCCUAAUUUCCCUCCAAGACCACCACCCAAGACCAUUCCUGGAAAGCCAAAUGAGCCGAAACCUCCGGGAGCUUUUGGAGGUGAUGAAGAUGCAACCAACGUUGAUGAGCGCGCUGUUGAGACUGUCAGUGAGGGCGCUCAACAUGGAUCUAACACGCUGCCAACUCUUGCGGAGUCUGUUGAUGGGAUCGAGAAGGCUGAGUUCAUUGUCAAUACACACGGUGCUAGUGUGCCACUUCAUGUUUGA